Molecule: messenger RNA, 969 nt
Organism: Gastrolobium bilobum
Lineage: Eukaryota; Viridiplantae; Streptophyta; Magnoliopsida; Fabales; Fabaceae
Product: cell division control protein 2 homolog C-like
Exons: 4
Coding region: 1-969 (322 amino acids)
Biological process (GO): signal transduction; G1/S transition of mitotic cell cycle; regulation of G2/M transition of mitotic cell cycle
Cellular component (GO): cytoplasm; cyclin-dependent protein kinase holoenzyme complex; nucleus
Molecular function (GO): cyclin binding; ATP binding; cyclin-dependent protein serine/threonine kinase activity
Source: RefSeq, a predicted model, not a curated record
AUGGAGAAAUACGAGAAGCUUGAGAAGGUUGGAGAAGGAACGUAUGGAAAAGUGUACAAGGCGAAGGACAAGGUAACUGGGCAAGUGGUUGCUCUGAAGAAGACACGUUUGGAGAUGGACGAAGAAGGUGUGCCUCCAACGGCUCUCCGAGAGGUUUCACUCCUUCAGAUGUUAUCACAGUCCAUUUACAUCGUUCGUCUUCUCAACGUUGAGUAUGUAGACAAGGUCCUAAAGACAAAGCCAGACACCACUGCUGCUGCUGGUGGUGGUUCUAACCCUAACCACACCAAAUCCAUUCUCUACCUUGUCUUUGAAUAUCUUGACACUGAUCUCAAGAAGUUCAUUGAUUCACACCGCAAGGGCCAAAACCCUAGACCCCUUCCCCCUUCCCAGAUACAAAGCUUCCUCUUCCAGCUUUGCAUGGGUGUUGCACAUUGCCAUAGCCAUGGUGUCCUCCACCGUGAUCUCAAGCCCCAGAACCUUCUUCUUGAUCAGAAAAACGGUAUUCUCAAGAUCGCUGAUCUUGGCCUUGGACGUGCCUUUACUGUCCCUCUUAAGAGUUACACUCAUGAGAUUGUCACCCUCUGGUAUAGAGCACCUGAGGUUCUUCUUGGCUCCACCCAUUACUCAACUGGGGUUGACAUGUGGUCUGUCGGAUGCAUCUUUGCUGAAAUGGUCAGAAGGCAAGCUCUUUUUGCAGGGGAUUCUGAGUUCCAGCAGCUCCUUCACAUAUUCAAGGUUUUGGGGACUCCAACAGAGGAGCAAUGGCCAGGAGUUACUUCUCUGCGUGAUUGGCAUGUCUACCCACGGUGGGAACCUCAGAACUUGGCAGGGACUGUGCCGACCUUAGGACCUGAGGGAGUAGACCUUCUUUCGAAAAUGCUCAAGUAUAAUCCUGCCGACAGGAUAUCUGCCAAAGCAGCACUUGAUCAUCCCUACUUUGACGGUCUUGACAAGUGUCAAUUUUAA